Molecule: messenger RNA, 10866 nt
Organism: Plasmodium cynomolgi strain B
Lineage: Eukaryota; Apicomplexa; Aconoidasida; Haemosporida; Plasmodiidae
Exons: 6
Coding region: 1-10866 (3621 amino acids)
Source: RefSeq, a predicted model, not a curated record
AUGGUCUCCAAAAGCGUCUGUCUAAAAUGCGUUUGGGGCAUCCACCCCUCCAAGCUGGGGAAGGAAAACAAUUAUCACAUAAGCUAUCUCUAUGCGGAUAGGUAUGGGACACACGUGCUCCCCACGAUGGAGGGCAACUUCCCCGAGCUGUUCCCCGCGGACGGAGACACAGACAACCUGAGAGAGUACCUAAACCAAGGAGAUAUAAAAUUCGAAAAUGAAGACCUGAAGAAGGAAAGGGAACAAAUAAAAAAUGAUCCACAAUUCGUACAGUGUGUAAAAAAUAUAUGGACUAAUGUACUGAACAAACCCAUAGAUGGGAGAUUCACCAAAGUGGAGUAUUUCAAAAUAAUGCUUAGAAUAUGUAAGGUGUUAAUUCCUCAAUUUGAUAUCAAGGAGGUGAUAAAAAUAGUUAGUGAUGAAUGGAAUAAUGAUUGUAAAGGGAAAAAGUAUCUAAAUUUUGAAUCUUUUUUUAAUGCCUUUUUCGAAUUGGCAGACAUUUGGACACCAACAAUAAAUGCUAACGAUUAUGCUCACCUUUGGAAGACUCUAUUUUACAGAAUCACUUUCAUCGAAAUUAGAAAGAAAAAUGGAGAAGUUGUUAAAAAAAAACCUGUCAUUAUGAUACAUUUUAGGAGAAAAGAAGAUGUGAAAAAACUCUCUCUUUUUGAGAACCCAAUUUUGGGUUCUAAUAAUGAACAGAAUCAUCAUGAUAGAUGCAGUAGCUUUAUAAAAAAUAUGAAAUCUAUAAAAAGGCUAUCUACCCAAGUGGAACAAUUUAAAAAGCAAUUCACAAAGCGAUUUAGCGAUAGUUAUAAAAUUCAGGAGUCCUUCCUUUACGAUGAUGAUCUAGAUCCUCAAGACAUUUUGGAUCGAAAUUUAUUUGAAAAUCUACUCAACAAUAGAAAUAAUGAUUCGUAUUUACAGAGAAAUAUUGUUCUGCUAGAUGUGGAUGAGAUAAACCCUUUGGAGUACCUUGAUGGGAUAGACUCCCAGGAGGGAGAGUGCUCCUCUUCCAGGGGGUACCCGCGCGACCGCAAUUACUCCGCCUGUAGGGAUGACCGGCUCUCUUCAACGGACAAAGGAAGGACCGAAGAAGAGUCCAAACCGACGAAAGAACAGAAGAACCAACUUAAAGAUGAUCCAACGGAGAGGAACAAAAAACUACACAGCGAAGCACUAGAUAAGUCUCACCCAAGCAUCCAGGGCAGCAUCGCAAAAAGGAACACAUUCACCUUCGCAGUGAAAACGGACAAGCAGAAUGAGAAAGACGAGGAGAUGGACAAAGGAAGGAGGAAGACAGAGGGGUCACUAGCAGAAGGAACGUACGUAUUGAAGGAAAUUCAGGAGAAAACGAAAAAGUCAAGCAGGGAUGAAGCUGGUGAAGCGGGGGAAGCGAAAGUGAUGGGCACCGAUGAAGGUAAGGAAAAAGUCAGCUUAGAAAGCUCCCUCCUCAUUGACGGAAUAAACUUUGCCGAAUUCACCAAGGAGUGCAAAAUUGUCGAUUUGAAUGACCACGAGGGGGGUGUCUCUAUCGAUGGGAAGGACACUGAUGCGGAGGAGAGGGACCCUUUGAGUGACCUGGUCCCGACGAAGCAAAGGCACUUCCUGCGCCUGGACUCGAAUCUAGAUUUUGGCGAGGAGACGCUUAGGAAGGAGGCCCGGGGGGAGUUCCCCCAGCUGGGCCAGGGGGGGGAUCAUCAAGAGGGGGAGGCGAAAGGGGAAGAUAGCGGAGAAGAUAGCGGAGAAGAUAACGGAGAAGCUAACGGAGAAGAUAACGGAGAAGCUAACGGAGAAGCUAACGGAGAAGCUAACGGAGAAGCUAAAUCCCACGUGGAGGGCGACUCAACGGAUGACCUAGGCAGGGGAGACCCCACGCAAAGCUCCCCACGAGGCAGCGGGGAGAAGAAGGCCCAGGGGGGCGCCACGACGGGAGAAGCAGAAGACGAAGAAGGAGUAGUGGAGGGAGAUAUGGACGCGUCGGUUGGGGAAGGUAAAAAAGGCGCCCAGCUUGGGGAGGGUAAAAAGGCCGCUCUCCCUGGCGAAGGCAAAAAGGCCGCUCUCCCCGGGGAUGGUGACGAUGUAGUGUCGACUCAAAAAGGGAAAGGCGACGCCCCUGCGGGGGAAGAAGCCUCACUUGUGAAUCGACCCCAAGACGAGUCUAACCUGUCGGUGGUGCAGAAUAGGGUUGAAGAGAGAGGAAGUCCUAGUGCAACCAGAGGUGUAGAAAAGGAAGCAGCUAAGGAUGACGCGCAUGGGUCGGAUGAAGAAUACUUGGAUGCGCUGAGAAGCAAUUUAGCAAUAGAGGAAGCAGCUGAGGGAGGAGAGGACAAAGCGAGCGUACCGAUCGACGAGCAAGAAGGUAGAUCCAAAAAAUCAAUCGAUCUGCUUAAGGCUAAAAACUACCUAGAGAAUGAGAAGCGCACUUUGGAGGAGCUAAAGCAGGAGAAGAACAAAUUUCGGAAGGAGAAAAAAAACGACGUGCGCAUGGGGGAACUUCUCGACGAAAGUCAGACUCACUUGGAGAGACAAUCCAGCGUGAAUGAUAUUGAAGGGGAAGCUAAGGCCAAGAAGGUUCUCCUUGGGGAGGGGUCAACCGACUCCACGUUCAACAUAAAGGAUAUUUCGUUUGAUGACAAGCUGGAUAAAGAGGUGAGGAAGCAGGAAGAGGUGAGGAAGCAGGAAGAGGAGGGGGGGGAGGCAGCCGAAGGGGGGGAAGAAGCCGAAAGGGGUGACGCAGCAAAAGGGGGGGAUACCGCUGAACGUGGGGAGGACACCGCUACACACGGGGAGGAUACCGCUACACACGGGGAGGAUACCGCUGCACACGGGGAGGAUACCGCUGCACACGGGGAGGACGCUGCACACGGGGAUACCGCUACACACGGGGAGGACGCACAGUCGAACCAGCAGAGGGAGCUCUUCGAAACGGUGAACAAAGACAUGGCCAAUAAAAUGGACUCUUACAAAGGAAAUGUCGAUCUAUUUAUGAAGAAAAUGAAAAGGAGGAGCGAUUCCAAGGGGGAGGCGAUUAAUAAGCAUGUUGAUCGCGCGGACCUUGCUGAGCAGUCUGAGGUAGAGGACGCAGGUUGGGAGGACGAACCAGCAGAUGGAGACUCCCAGGAGAAUGGGUUCGGUAGUGAGGGUAGCCAAGGGGAGAUCAACAUGGACAAGCCGAAAGAAGACUUUCUCGUCAGCUUGGAAAUUAAAAAGAGCAUCGAUGAAAGGAACCAAAAUGGUAAAAGCGGGACCUCCCCCUUUGAUAUCAACAAGACCUUUAGCGAAAUGGGAAAGAUAUUAAAUGAAGUAAUUAUUCAAAGUGAGGUAGCUGUUUUGAAGAAGGGACACCAAGGUGCGCUGUUAAGAAGGGGCUCCCCAAAUGACGAAUCGCAGUUGGUGGGGGACCAAGUUGAUGAUGAGCUCGUGAAGGAUAUAAUGCGUAACCAAGACGUUGUGAGAGGCAUUCUGUUUGAUGAUGACGAACUGGGGGGAAGUGGACAUACUGGUGGGGAGAGCCAAACGGGGGGCGCCCUCACAUCGCCUCGAAAUGGAGAAGAAGGGAUAGAAGCUCUCACAGAGGGGACACUGCAUGCUGGCACAGAGGAGGCACUUCAUGCUGGCACAGAGGAGGCACUUCAUGCUGGAACAGAGGAGGCACUUCAUGCUGGAACAGAGGAGGCACUUCAUGCUGGCACAGAGCAGGCACUUCAUGCUGGAACAGAGGAGGCACUUCAUGCUGGCAUAGAGAAGACAGCGCCGAUUGGUGAUCAACACGCUGUGGAAAGGGUGCCCACUGAUGAGAACGACUUGGAGAGUCAUCCUGGUGAGGCGAAACGUGAGUCAUUAGACAGGAGUGGAAGUAGCGGUGGAAAAAGUGACAUGGUCGGCCACCCCGGCGGAGCGAAAAGUGAGUCACUAGAGAGGAGCAAAAGGGACCAGUCGGACGAGCAGGUCAUCGAAAAAGCGGAGGCUACAGAGCGGGCCAUGAAAGAAGUGGAGUCACCUGGACAGGUCAUCGAAAAAGUGGAGGCUACAGAACAGGCCACCAAAAAAAUGAACUCCCCAGGAGAGCCCAUGAAGGGGGAGGCGUCUCCUGAACAAGGCGGAGAGGGAGGUGCAUUGGAUGGAGGAAACACCGUGGGAGGCAUCACCGUGGAAGGCAUCACCGUGGGAGGCACCACCGAAGGAGGAAUCACCGUGGAAGGCAACACCGAAGGAGGCUUUACCGGGGGUGCACCGCUAGUGCAAGCACCAACUGGGGGAGCAACGGAGGAGGGAGCGUUCAACCCAGCUGACACGGCAAACUGCUCCAAGGACAACCCCGCCGACACGGCAAACCGCCUGAAGGACAACCUCGCCGACAUGGCAAACCGCCUGAAGGACAACCCCGCCGACACGGAAAACCGCCUGAAGGACAACCCCGCCGACAUGGCUGCUAACCCUUCUGACGUGGCAAACCGCGUGAAGACCAAGUACCUGCUCGUGGAGGAUUCUCACAAAAUGAGAAAUUUUAUCAAAAUAAAUAGAAGAAACAAAAAAGAAAAUUUUGUCGUGAUGUCAAGGAGGAGAGAAAAACACAUCUACAGUCUUGCCAGGAAAUUAAAAAUGGAUCUAAUCGAGCCUCCUUUAAUAUUGAGAAGAAAUGUAGCAUUAGAAAAAAAAUUUUUGUCUCCUCUUGGAAAGCUAAUCAACGAGAAUUUAAAGGAGGGAAAGAGCAUCGAGUGUAAGAAGAUGAUGGAUCUAACGUUGGAAUUCCUGAAUAGUAUUAUAUCCAAAAAUAAUGGCUCCAUUUUAUAUUUGACAGGAAAAUUUUUGGACUACUGGGAGUACUUUCUCUACAAAUGGAAGAAGCUCUCCUCUUUGAGUUACUUGAAUUAUAUGAGUUUCUUGAAUUUGAAUUUUUUAAAAAAUGUUGAUGAGGGGGAGAAUAUCGAUGUGUGUAGCUUUCUCGUGGAGGAUCGCAAUUUGAUUCUUGCCAAUCCGUUUAAGGACAGCUUCCCCAUUUUCUGCGUCAUUCUGCAGGAGCACGAGGGGGUGGCCAGGCGCGAGGAACGAACCCACGUGGAGCGCAUCUACGAAGACCUGCUGAACCUCUUCCACGAAAGGAGUUCGGGACCCCUCCAGGUGAUAAAAGUUGAUGGGAAGGAUAUGCAGCUGGGUGACAAUUUAGGGAAACACAAAAAGGGAAAGACGAGCAACUCAUCCGGAGUCGCCCCUUCUGUGGGUUCUACCGAGGAGGACGAGGUAGGUUCGGAGGGACAAGGGGAUACCCCCUCAGGGGAGGCUACAGAGGAGAACUCUACAAAUGAACAGUGUGAUGGGGAAGACGAACAGAUGCUGCGGGUGUUAAAGAGGGAACGGCUGGCGGACGAUGCGAAAGGUGCGGAGGGCAUGAAUGGUACGGACGCUACGAACGGUACGAACGGUACGAACGGUACGAACGAUACGCACUCUGCGGACCAUUCCGACCCACCUGAAACCGUCGAUGAGGACGUGGGCGCAGAGGAGGAAUGCCUGACCGUGGGGGGCUCGGAGGAAAACUACUCCCAAGGGGGGCGCGCCACGGAUGAGGAUACGAAGGAUGAGGGUGAGACAGACGAGGAUGAGACAGACGAGGAUGAGGCAGAUGAGGACAGCACAGGUGAGGACGGCACAGACGAGGACAGCACCGAUGAGGACGGCACAGACGAGGACGGCACCGAUGAGGACAGCACAGAUGGGGAUGAGACCGACGAGGAAGAAGGCAAGGCCACCGCCCCCCGUAGGAACCCCAGCAAAGAAAACAGAGACGAAAAGCGAACCUCCCGAGGAAUACUAAACGUAGAAAAUAUAAGCGAAAAUUACUUCUGUCAAAUGAGUAAAGAAAUGUGUUACGUGUACAGGUGCGAUGACCCUGAGAAGUACUACAGGGGUUACUAUGGUGAGUUGAAGGGGAGCAUCCGCAGCAUGAAGCUGGAGAGGGACAUUCGCCUGCUGGUUGAGCGGGUGAAGGAGUUACACAAAGGAGACGCAGCAGGGGAAGCGGUCGUAGCAGGAGAAGCGGACGAAUCGGGGGGACGGAAGGAGGAGGAUGUGGCCCGCGCGGUGAAGGAAAAGUUUGGCAUCCGAGUCAUCCGCGUGGAUCUGGUUAGCCAGAAGAGCAUCGGAAAACGGGACAGACGGGACGAACGGGACAGGUCGAAGGAGGACACCCUAUGGAAAAUUUUUCACGUCAACAUGAUCAGAAGUCAAUUUUCUUACCAUCUUAAAAAUAAUUUUUUUCCGUUCAAGUACUGCCCAAAGCAGGGGUCUGGCGUUUUGGUGAUGAACCUGAGGAGGAGGAUCCGGGGGAGGGACUCCCCAUUGGAAGAGGCAGCCAGCAGGGAAGAGGCAGCCAGCAGGGAAGUGGCAACCCGCAGGGAAGAGGCAGGCCGUACUCUGGAAGGCAGCAUUGGAGUUGACGAAUCUGUUCGUGGAAGAGGAGCUGACCGAGUUGAUGAUCUCGCGGAAGUUCUCUCCGAUGAAGGGGAAGACGCAGACAGGGGGUCUGCCCAGGCGAGUGGCGUGGAAGGGAGUUCCGUUCGAGGGGACAGUGCUCGACAAGGGCAAGCCAAGUCGGGCGGCGCUCAAGUGACCAUGCUAAACGGCCGCCAACUGACCAUGCUGAACGGCCUCCAACGGAAGAAGUCAUUCGUAGGGCAAACGAACCUGCGCUACUACCGGCACUGGGGUGCCUACUACAAGUACUGCCCCGUGAGCUACGUCAACGAGAGGAGGUUUGUCAAGGGAAAAAAACAGUUCAUGGUGACUUACAAAAACAACAUGUACCUACUGGAGAGUGCUGAAAAAAUGAGAGAGUUUUUGAUGUACCCCAAAUUUUAUUCCAGCAACAAGAUAAAGGAAAACAUAGGGUUCACCAUGGUGAUUUAUUUUUCCAGUAAAGACGUAAAGAAAAAAAUUAUGAACAUUGUGAGGGAGAGAGAAAGGGUAGUGCACAUCGAUUUGGAGGAUUACUUCAGCGGGGGGUUUCUCUCCGGGGAGGAUCAGGGGUGGGUCGCGGAGAAGGGGGCAGGACAGGCGGCAGGACAGGCGGCAGGACAGGCGGCAGAAAAGGGGGAGGGAGAAACUUACACCAACGUAGAGUCCUACAUGUUCGAGAUAAACCGUCUCUUGGAGGGCAAAACCGUGUCUCCCCUCUUCAUCGUCCGGUACCUGUGCAUGCGGAUGAACAAGGCUCAUUCCUUCAAUGUGUUCGUCCUGCGGCAGGUAGAGGAAGCGCUGCACGAGCUGAGGAGGCAAUUCGAACGGGCGCUUGGUGGGGAGAGCGCAAAUGGGGUGGACUGUAAGGGAGAGGCCUCUCCAGAGGAGGACCCAGCAGAGGAGGACUACCCAGAUGACGACCCUCCAGAGGAGGACUCCCCAGAAGAUACCCCCACAGAAGGGGACUCCCCAGAUGACGACCCCACAGAAGGGGCCUCCCCUGAGGAUGCCCCCCAGAAAAAGAUUUCCCUAAAGGCAGUUAAAAUCAGGGCCCUCCACAGCUUGCUAAUAGCGCAAGGGAGAUCCUCCGAGGCGAGCGUCCAAUUUAGCUCCUUGGUGAGCGACCUAUUUAGGUGCACCACGUUGAGCAGCAUAAAUAGGACAAUUGACCAGCUAAUCUGUGCGAUCUCGACUCAGUUGGAGGAUGAAAAUGGGAAGUACGCCCAGGAGUUAGAAAGCCCAAGUGACUACCAAUUGGGGAAACCCUCCUUAGGUGAUCCCCCAUUGAGGACAACCCCUCAAAGUACCCACUUCAUCGUAACGGGGCUACCCUUGGAUAGCAAAAUUUAUGAGUACCUAAAAAAAGUGAACCUACAGAUAGACACUAUCAUCGCAUUUGAAGUGAAGAAGAAGAAAAAAAAACAAAUGAGAGAGAAUAUCCAUCAGGGAAUACUGAGACGAACCCAGAAAGACAGCAAUGAUGUAUGUGAAAUUACAUGGGGGGAAGACUCUAUGUAUGUUUUUAGUAAGAAUUACAAAAAAGAGAUUGCACAUUUGAAGAAAGCAAAGUACCAAGUGCACUAUCUCAAAAUGGGCACCGAGAUGAAUAUUAACUAUUACGCAAAUGAAGUGAGGAAGUUGAUCAACCCGUACAUGCAUUCCUAUUAUGACUAUAGCGAAGUGCUCAGGGAUAACACCCUGGCAGACAAACUAAACUGCUCCUUCACUAAUGUGUAUUGUCCGUAUCUCGUAUCGAAGCAUAAUUGGCUGUACAAAAGCUCCAAAGGAGUAAGGCUAGUUUAUGAUAUACAGAAGGAGUUCUCUAAUACAUUCGGACCCACUUGUUUUUAUAUCCUCAAAUAUGUGUACCUUUUUAAGCUUACGGAUGGAAUGAAUAGGAAGAAGAGGAACCACGUACUUGGGAACUUCGUUUUGGGUUCUACCUGGCUAGCUAAAUUUCAUGAUUGUGAAAUUCACCUGAACAAGGCAGAUGUGGACUACUUAGAGAACAACGUAAGCUGUGUGAACCCCUCGGAGGAGUACUCUCUGGAGGAAGAACAGCAGAUGGUGGAUGUGCUGUUUUCUCGUGUCAAGCCGUUCAACCUCGUUUUGAAUGUAGCAAAAAUUGUGGCUAUGCGUGUCGUCUUGCAUGAGAAGCUGGGCAAGUGCAUCAUUAGGUUCUCCCCCACGGGUGGAGGUCUCUUCAGCGCGUCGUCCGCCGAGCAGGAAUUACUAAACAGCAAAUACAACUUCUUAACAGAGAAGGUGCUAAACUCUUUUGAGAAAAUUUUGAAAUGCUCCUUUAGGAUCCCUGAGCAUGUGAUUUACUUGAAGUGUGGCCUCAAAGCGUCGUGGGAAAAGGCGGGUUACUUCAACGAAGAAGGAGAGGCAAGUCGCAGAAAAGGGGGUGAUCUGAAAAAGGAAGCAGUCAGGGGAGACAACUCGAAGGGGGAAAAGAACGGACAAACAAAACAGCCAUUUGCAGAGGUAGAAAAAAAACUACUGACCAAAAUAAAAAACACAUCGAAGAAAAACCAGCAAGUAAUUAACCGAUUGAAAGAUAACACAAAUGUGUGGUGCAUCGACGCAGGGAAAAUACACAUGACCAAGGUGAAGACAUCAAUAGAGAACAAGCUGAGAGGCAUACUCCAAAACAGGAACAGUCUCUUCCAUCAGAUGAACAUAAAGAGGGUAGACAAACUAUGGGCCCAGUUUUUAAAAAAAAAUAACUACGCCAAGCUGUCAGCUUUUUAUUACUACUCUCCGGUCAAUAUCGAUAGCAUCGUGGAUAUAGACACGGAGUACCUGCUACUGUACAACUCGUUUUUAUUUUACUUCAGAACGGAGGAGGAGCUAGAAACGUUUAGCAAGAACCCCAUUCGUUACUUGACAGAGAUGAAACCAGACCCAUCCUUUGUCCUCCCCUUCGUACUUGUCUACUCGGAUGGAAAAAUGGAACACUUGUACGAUGAGCUGGCGAGGAGCACCAAGUGUGCGGUGAUCCACAGGCGAAAUUUACUCUCCUUCGGUUUUCAAAUCGGAAAAUUUAAACAACUUAUACAGACGAACCGAUUGACCGAUGCAGAUAUGAUGGAACUCCUCCGUAUUCGGAUGAACCAGUACGAUGUCCUUGCCCACGGAUGCAUCCUGUGCAAUCUCCCCUAUACCAAGUUCCAAUUGGAGCAUCUGCUCAAAGAGAAAAAAAUCCCACACCUGGUUUUUAUACUGCACAAGGGAGAGAGGCGGCCCCCAAUGGGAUCAUCACCCCCACAAAAUGACGACUCCAAAACGGUGGGGAAAAAACAGAAGGAGAGAAGAAGGUACACCCCCCCGCUCACUGAGGGGACAUUCCCACAGUACUACCCAUUUGUGAAGUACAUCGAGCAGAUUUUCAAGCCAAAAUAUAACAAUGUGAUUCACGUAGAACAAACAAAUGUGUGGAAAAUGAAGUGCAAGCUGACGAACGAUAUAGAGGAGACAAUACAGAAAUAUCAGAGGUACAACCGAUACAAGUAUAACCACAAGACAGCCUACUUCAAAGGGUUCAAUAUUGAAGAAAGGGAAAAUUACGAACAGGAAAUAAAGUUUGAUAAAUACUGCAUAGUUACGUAUAAGAAGAAAAACAUUUUACAAAAAUGCAACAUAUUCGAUCACUACACAGUGAACCAUGAUGGCUGCUUCUACCUAGUGAGUAGUCAGGACGAGGUGGUUGCGUUCGAGAAGAACCCCACGGAGUUUACAGCCAUAGAGAAACCACUGGCUACAUUCGAAAAAGUAGAUCAAGUGGAAGAAAAUGAGAAGAUUGAAAAUGAAGGCUUCUGCUUGGUGAGCUUGAGAGACCAAAACAAUUUCGUCAAGGGGAAUAAACAAUGCUGUAUAAAGUAUCAACAAAAACUUUACCUAUUCGAAAAUGAAGAAAAAAUGGAAAAAUUUGUAAGUAAUCAUGGGGACUACUUAAACAAUCAAAAUAUUUUCGAAAUAAUUUUUGAAAAAAUGAAAAACCAAAAUGAUGUCACUACGAUGGUUUAUCUGAAGACAUACUUGUAUGACAUCCUAUGUGAGGCCCUGUACGAGUUGGGCAAACACCGACCACUCUACCCCGGGCUGAGUGUAAAGCUAAGUGCCAUUAAAUUUCUGGCCUUCUUCUUCUACAAGGAAAACAAACUCUUUUCAGCCCCCCUGCGGAGGUCUUAUGAAAAGAACUUCCGCUCCUUCCUAAGUGACUGCCAAAUACCCAUACAUAUACAAAAACUCAGGGAGAAGUUUCAAACUAGCUGUACGAGCAAAAACCAGGACAUACGCAAGCCCAUCAAGAAGUGGACCAAGCGGGACGUGGAGAAAUACGAAACGUUCGUAAAUCUGUAUGAUAAAAUAUUGUACUCGCAGAGGAGGGCAAGGAGUGAUUGA